AUGGCAUCUCACACUCCCACACCCCUUCCUCUAUCCUCGCUUUCAGCGGUACCUUUGGUUCACUCCAAUCUCGAUACAUUUAAGACAGAGUAUCACCCAAAAUCUGGUCAUGCAACCUCCAUCAAGACUUUCCCUAUGUUCGGAUGCAAGCAAGAUCAGCAGCUGCCUAUUGUUGAAGAAGAACCUUGGCAGCCAUUCAGCUGUCGUGCAGACUUUGAAUUUGCCGAACUUGUGCACAAUGCUGCCCUUAAUAAGGACCACACAGAUGCACUAUUACAGCUCAUCUGGAGAAUCGUUGAUGGUCAAGCAAAUAUUACCUUCAAGUCCCACCACAAUGACCCAUUGCUGGCGCCACACUUCGUUUGGGAUGCGCAGCAGGUAUAUAAACAUGAUGGGACACAUUAUGAGCACUUUUACCAUGAACCUUGGACUGGGGAUCAUUGGUGGAAUGUUCAAUCAUCUUUACCUGAAAACACUGUCCCUUUCGCAUUCAUUCUGUAUGCAGACAAGACGCACCUUUCUUCCGCUGGUAUAGUCAAAGCUUAUCCAGUCUUCGCUCAUUGUGGAAACUUGCCAAUUCACAUCAGAAACACUGACAGGCUUGGUGGUGGGCGGAUGGUUGGUUGGUUACCAAUAGUUCCCGAAGAUUCUGAAGAGGACGGCAAGCUGUCACACGUGAAUCUUAAAUGUGUUGUAUGGCAUGAAGGGUUUUUCAAGCUACUUGAAACCAUUAUACUCUAUGCCAAGACAGGGUAUGUGCAUCUCUGUUAUGAUGGUAUUGUUAGGUGGUUAUAUGCAUUCAUUUUGCUCUUAUCCGCUGACUAUGAGGAACAAUGUGUCAUGGUGCUGAUAUGGAGGACGAAUUGUUGUUGCCCAUACACACAAGCUUGCAUAGAACUAUGGAAUAGGGACAAAACAGCUGGAGAAGAGGCAUUAAAAAAAUGGGGCCUUCGGCCAAAUGUCUUUUGGCGGCUCCCAACUUCCAACCCACACAAAACAAUCUCGCAGGACCACCUUCACAUGUAUCAUAUAGGAGAAUGGGGGAAACAUUUAUUUGUUACUAACAUUACCUACAGCGAUGGUAAUAAACUUAGGGACAUUUCCAUUUCUAAGCAAAUUUUAUAUACCACCCAAAAUGUACUGAUGCGCAUGGAUGAUGAAGCUGGCUAUGCACUUUUAUGGUGCAUAGCGAGUUAUCUCCAUAUUGACAUGUAUGUAUCUCUUGAUGUGCACACAGAGAGCACAAUCAAAGCAGGAAAAGCCAAGGUUUUAGAGUUUCAGAUGCAUUUAGAAGAAUACAUCGCAAUCGUCGAUGAGACUGAUCCAGAUGCAACCAAGAACUGGAAUUUCCCCAAAAUGCACGCCUCAAGGCACAUAUUUGACGACAUCAUAGUGAAAGGUGCCGCUCACAACUUCAGUACUCGACCGAAUGAGAAGCAGCAUGGACCAAGUGACAUCGCUAACCAGAUUAUCGAACUCGAUCACAAGAGCUUUGUUGCUGAAUUCGUUUGCAGCUGUAUCGACUAUCUUGAUGAGGAACGACGUAAACUUAUGCUCUUGCAGGAAGAACUUGAAGAAGACGACAACGACAAUGAGCCAUUUGAAGCUCACCUGCAUAUUGGUUUGCCCUUGAGGAAUCUUACCAGCCUAGCACAGAUACAUGAACAUCGCUAUCUCAAAGUCCAAUAUGAGUCGACCACUACCUGGAAGUUAACCACUGACUAUCUGCGAUGCAAUCCAAGUUUUCAUGGCCAUGAGCAUCUAAUUACCAGAGUCACGUGA
Messenger RNA from Suillus fuscotomentosus, 1782 nucleotides. RefSeq lists its product as uncharacterized. The record is from RefSeq and is a predicted model, not a curated record. NCBI's taxonomy places the organism in Eukaryota, Fungi, Basidiomycota, Agaricomycetes, Boletales, Suillaceae. The transcript has 14 exons. The coding region runs from base 1 to 1782 and encodes 593 amino acids.